Molecule: messenger RNA, 1521 nt
Organism: Paramecium tetraurelia
Lineage: Eukaryota; Ciliophora; Oligohymenophorea; Peniculida; Parameciidae
Exons: 4
Biological process (GO): intracellular signal transduction; protein autophosphorylation; peptidyl-serine phosphorylation
Cellular component (GO): nucleus; cytoplasm
Molecular function (GO): ATP binding; calcium-dependent protein serine/threonine kinase activity; calcium/calmodulin-dependent protein kinase activity
Source: RefSeq, a predicted model, not a curated record
AUGGGUGCUUGUCAAAUAAGAUCUAAACUAAAAUCUGAAUAACAAAAAAGAGUUGACAAAAGAAAGAAAUUGCUUUAUAGCAAAUCAGUACUUAGCGGCACCGUUAAGAACUACACUUUUGAAAGUUAACAAACAAUAAAAACAGAACAAACAUCUUAGAAAGAGUAAGUUUGCAGUAUCUUAAUCUCUACUCAAAACUUCAAUAAAGUCUAUACAAUCUUAAAUUAAUACAAACCCAUUAGAAUUGGUGAAGACAAAAUUUUAACGAUCCAACAUAAUAUUAAUGCUCAAGUGAGACAUGCUAGAUUUAUAGAAAGAUCGUAAGAGAAUGAUUCUUGGAUAGAAAUCUUUUUAAAAUAAAAUUUUAAUCAUCCUAAUAUAAUAAGAGUUUUCGAGUAUUACUCCUCCGAAAAGGAUUACCAUAUUCUUAUUUAAGAAUAGAUUUUAGGUAUUUCCUUAUGUGAAUACAUCAAACCAAGUGAACAAAUUAAGGAAUGUUUGGCUGCCUCAUUAAUUGUUUAAGUAUUAUAGGCUAUAUAAUAUCUACACUAAAAUGACAUAGUACAUGGAAGAAUAUCUCAAAAUUCAUUCUUUUUUGCUCAAGAGAAUAACUUUACUAAACUAAAAUUAGUAGAUUACAAAGAAAUGUACUUGAGACCAGAACUUAAUCUAAAUUCAAUAAUAUUCAUCCCUCCUGAAUUAAUCACCUUCAUCUAACAAGAAAAGUUUUCAAAAGAAGGUGAUAUUUGGGCUUGUGGAAUCUUAAGUUACAUAAUUUUAAAUAGUGCAUCUCCUUAUUCCAAAUGCAAAACCAUGUAGAGUAUGUAAAGCCAAAUAAUGCGAGGAACUCUUUUUUUUGAAUCUACCAGCUUUGAUAAAAUAUCGAACCCAGGAAAAUGCUUUAUUAAAAGAAUGUUAGCUAGAUUAUUAACACAACGUCCAACAAUCCAAUAAGCUCUUAAUGAUUAAUGGAUUACUUAAAAUACAGUAUCCAAGAAAACUAAUACCAAAGACACCCUUAAUAAACUUUCUUAAUUUAAAUAAGCUAACAAACUAUAGUUUCAUAUAAUGAUUCACAUGAUCAAUGUAUUUUUUAGUUAGACUUUCUCAUAACUAAUUAAUACUUUCAAUGAAAUUGAUGCAAAUAAGGAUGGAAAAGUUAACAUGGAGGAAAUGAUGGUAGCUUACAAAUCCUUAGGGAGUGAGGAUGACGCAAAGGAUGAAGUCAAACAAAUGUUUGAAAAACUGGAUACCGAUGGAAGUGGGGAUAUCGAUUUUUAUGAAUUUCUUAUAGCGGUCACAGAUCGUUAAGCUCUAUUCACAAUCUAAAACUUAUAAAUGACCUUUUAAACUCUCAACAUUAGUAGAAAUGGAAGGUUAACUGAAUAGGAAUUAUCUUAUGCUCUUUAAAUUCCUAUAGAAACCGUUUAAGAAAACCUUCCUAAAACUCACAUCCAAAAAAAUGGAAAAGCCAUUUUAGAUCUAAGAUCAUUUAAGGAGUUUAUGCUAGACUUAUUAUGA